GUGCACAGCCACUGAACCGGUUCAAGGCUUCCACAGAAGCUCCUCCUAUUGUGACGCCCCUGAGGCAGUAAGAAUAUUUAAGAAAAAAGUAACCUCUCUUUAGAGCUGAUCUGUUCAGAGAGUGAUUGAUUUCAGAACUUAGAGGGUUUCAAGUUUCACAGAGAUGAACUUAGACAAUGACUGCAGCAUGUCAGUCAGUUGUGGCAAUGGGAAACUUAGACAAUGGCUGAUUGAUCAGGUUGACAACGGAAAGUACCCCGGAUUGGUUUGGGAGAAUGACGAAAAAACAAUUUUCAGGAUCCCCUGGAAGCACGCGGGAAAACAGGACUAUAACCGAGAAGAGGACGCCGCGCUCUUCAAGGCAUGGGCACUGUUCAAAGGAAAGUAUAGGGAGGGGGUUGACAAGCCGGACCCCCCAACGUGGAAAACCCGGCUACGAUGUGCGCUGAACAAAAGCAAUGACUUUGAGGAGCUGGUGGAGAGGAGCCAGCUGGACAUUUCUGAUCCGUACAAAGUUUACCGGAUCAUUCCCGAGGGCGCAAAGAAAGGGGGAAAACAGAUCAGCGUGGAGGAGCCCUCGGCGCACAUGAACACGCUGAGCUACUCCGUGCAUCCUUCCUAUCCUCCACUGCAGACCCAGGUUCCCAACUACGUGGUGCCCCAUGAGAGGAACUGGAGAGACUACACCCCCGAGCAGCCCCCCCUCCCGGACCUGCAGUAUGGCCAGUGCCCCUACCCACCCCGGACUCUACCCUGGCAGAGCCCGGGGCUGGAGAACGGGUACCAGAUAACCGGAUCCUUCUACGCGUGCUCGCCCACCGACUCCCAGCCCCCCGCCUUCUCCCUGGACCCCAGCAUGAGAUCGGCCGAGGCCAUGGCCCUGUCUGACUGCCGCCUGUACGUCUCCCUGUUCUACCACGAGAUGCUGGUCAAGGAAGUGACCACCACCAGCCCGGAGGGCUGCCGGAUCUCGUCCUGCCCGGAGGACAAGCCCUACGGCAGCGUGGACCACGUGGUCUUCCCCUUCCCUUACCCGCAGUCCCACAGGAAAGGGGUGGAGAAGCUGCCCAACGCGCUGGAGCGGGGCGUGAUGCUGUGGAUGACCCCGGACGGGCUGUACGCCAAGCGGCUGUGCCAGAGUCGGAUCUUCUGGGAGGGGCCGCUGGCCCCCUACGCCGACAAGCCCAACAAGCUGGAGAAGGAGCAGACCUGCAAGCUGUUCGACACUCAGCAGUUCCUCUCUGAGCUCCAGGGUUACGUGCACCACGGACGGCCCAUGCCCAGGUUCCAGGUGGUUCUGUGUUUUGGGGAUGAGUACCCCAACCCCCAGCGGCUAAGGAAGAUGAUCUCAGCCCAGGUGGAGCCCAUGUUCGCCAAACAGCUCCUCUACUUCACCCAGCAAACCAGCAGCCAUUUCCUCCGGGGCUACGACUUUCCAGAGCACAGCUUACCCCCGACGGAGGACUACCAGCGGAUCAUCCACCAGGAGUGACCUGCCUGCCCGUCACCCUGGCCCCCCCAGCCCUGGGGCUGAUGCUCCUCACCUCCCCACCCCAGGGAUGGCUCACCUUAACCCCCCCACCCCUGGGCCUGAUGCCCCUAACCUCGCCGCCCCUGGGGCAGGUCACCCUAGCCCCCCCAGCCCUGGGGCUGAUGCUCCUCACCUCCCCACCCCAGGGAUGGCUCACCUUAACCCCCCCACCCCUGGGCCUGAUGCCCCUAACCUCGCCACCCCUGGGGCAGGUCACCCUAACCCCCAGCCCUGGGGCGGGUCUGGUUCCGGGGACAAGGCCUGAACAUUGCUGAGGGGGGUUUUGGGGGCGGAGUCUCGUCCCACCACUAAAGCAAAGGUCUCCGACACCUGGGGAAAUACCUGGACUGAACCAACGGGGGCUCGGACCCUCACAGAAGCCGAACACAAACUCACUCUUGUCUGCGGAAAACGCGGAGAACGAGAUGCCAUCUCUCUCUCUCUCUCUCUCUCUGUCUGUCUGUCUGUCUCUCUUCCUCUCUUCCUGCCAUUCCUCUCUCUCUUUCCCUAGCAAUCUGCUAAAUUCUACUGUCAGACAAGUGUGAAUGGAAAUGUAGUUCCUCUCUCUCUCUCUCUCUCUCUCUCUCUCUCUCUCUCUCUCUCUCUCUAUCUCUCUCUCCUUCCGUCUGUUUCAAGUGUACUGUAGGAUCCAGAAAAACUCUGUCCCUCUCUCGAAUCUGCCACCAAUCAUUGUGUUGAACUCCUUUCUCAGCAGCCAGUCACUGAAGUACCCUCAGGUUAAAGGGGCGUCUGAGUUGUUUCUCCGUGUGUGUUACGUGUGUGUGUGUGUGAGUGUGACCCUCAGGGCCAGCCCUUUGUUGUGGAAUUGUGUAAAUACUGAACCUGAGAUUAUCUGCCUCUUUUUUGUCUACUAUCAGGAUCCAUGACUGACACCACGAGAGCCUCUUUUCUGAUACACAUAUGUGUGAAAAAAGCUAUGACUUGUAACCGUACGAACCAUGUAUUUUUAAUGAAUAAAUUUUACAAAAAAGGCUUAAA
This is a messenger RNA of Anguilla rostrata (American eel), 2530 nucleotides long. RefSeq names its product interferon regulatory factor 4-like. The record is from RefSeq and is a predicted model, not a curated record. Gene Ontology annotation, biological process: regulation of transcription by RNA polymerase II; immune system process. The transcript is spliced from 9 exons. Gene Ontology annotation, cellular component: nucleus. Bases 164 to 1492 code for a protein of 442 amino acids. NCBI's taxonomy places the organism in Eukaryota, Metazoa, Chordata, Actinopteri, Anguilliformes, Anguillidae. Gene Ontology annotation, molecular function: protein binding; RNA polymerase II cis-regulatory region sequence-specific DNA binding; DNA-binding transcription factor activity, RNA polymerase II-specific.